Messenger RNA from Elephantulus edwardii (Cape elephant shrew), 1209 nucleotides. RefSeq names its product even-skipped homeobox 2 (gene EVX2). The transcript is spliced from 4 exons. Gene Ontology annotation, molecular function: DNA-binding transcription factor activity, RNA polymerase II-specific; RNA polymerase II cis-regulatory region sequence-specific DNA binding. The record is from RefSeq and is a predicted model, not a curated record. Gene Ontology annotation, biological process: regulation of transcription by RNA polymerase II. Gene Ontology annotation, cellular component: nucleus. NCBI's taxonomy places the organism in Eukaryota, Metazoa, Chordata, Mammalia, Macroscelidea, Macroscelididae. The coding region runs from base 1 to 1209 and encodes 402 amino acids.
AUGAUGGAAAGAAUAAGAAAAGAGAUGAUUCUGAUGGAGAGAGGGCUGCACAGCCCCACAACCGCCAAGAGGUUCUCCAGUUUGUCGGACUCGGCUGGCAAUGCUGUGCUCGAGGCCCUGGAAAAUUCUCAGCACCCGGCUCGCCUCAGCCCGCGCCUGCCAUCCGCUCCCCUGCACGGCGCGCUCGGAGACCUGCCGGCCAAGGGCAAGUUCGAAAUAGACACUUUAUUCAACCUGCAGCACCCGGGCAGCGAGAGCACCGUCUCCUCCGAAAUCGCCACCGCCGCCGAGAGCCGCAAGAAGCCGGGUCAUUAUUCUGAGGCAGCCACCGAGGCGGACAUGAGCAGCGACGUGGAGGUGGGCUGCUCAGCGCUGCGCUCCCCCGGCGGCCUCGGGCCCGCGCCGCUGAAGGAAAACAAUGGCAAAGGGUUCGCGGACGGCGGCUCAGCCGCGGGCAGCACCACGUCCACGUCGGGCCCGGGCCUGGGAGGCCUGCAUGGAGGCGGAGGAGGUAGCGGCGGGGGCGCGGCGCUGGGCGGCUCGGGCUCGGGCGCCGAUCAGGUGCGGCGCUACCGUACGGCGUUCACCCGCGAGCAGAUCGCGCGCCUGGAGAAGGAGUUCUACCGGGAGAACUACGUGUCGCGGCCCCGCCGGUGCGAGCUGGCCGCUGCUCUCAACCUGCCCGAAACCACCAUCAAGGUGUGGUUCCAGAACCGGCGCAUGAAGGACAAGCGGCAGCGCCUGGCCAUGUCCUGGCCCCACCCGGCCGACCCCAGCUUCUACACCUACAUGAUGACGCACGCCGCCGCCACCGGAAGCCUGCCCUACCCCUUCCACUCGCACGUGCCGCUGCACUACUACCCGCACGUGGGCGUCACGGCCGCCGCCGCCGCUGCCGCUGCCUCGGGAGCCGCUGCCGCCUCGUCGCCCUUCGCCACCUCCAUCCGCCCGCUGGACACCUUCCGCGCCCUCUCGCACCCCUACUCGCGGCCCGAGCUGCUGUGCAGCUUCCGCCACCCGGGCCUCUACCAGGCGCCCGCCACCGCCGCGGGGCUCAACAGUGCGGCCUCGGCGGGGGGCUCGGACUUCGGCUGCAGCGCCGCGGCCCCGCGCUCUGAGAGCGGCUUCCUGCCCUACUCGGCCGCUGUGCUCAGCAAGACGGCCGUGAGCCCGCCCGACCAGAGGGACGAGGCGCCUCUCACCAGAUAA